This is a messenger RNA of Magnolia sinica, 1234 nucleotides long. Its product is annotated as AP2/ERF and B3 domain-containing transcription repressor RAV2-like. The record is from RefSeq and is a predicted model, not a curated record. The coding region runs from base 125 to 1195 and encodes 356 amino acids. Gene Ontology annotation, biological process: regulation of DNA-templated transcription. Lineage: Eukaryota; Viridiplantae; Streptophyta; Magnoliopsida; Magnoliales; Magnoliaceae. The transcript has a single exon. Gene Ontology annotation, molecular function: DNA binding; DNA-binding transcription factor activity.
CAUUGGCAACAUCUUUUCUUGUGUGUACCCACCCAUUAAAACAUACAAGCUUCUCUCUCUCUCUCUCUCUCUCUCUCUCUCUCUCUCUCUCUCUCUCUCUCUCUCCUGUGUGCUAGUGCUAGAGAUGGAUAGCAGUUGCAUAGAUGAGGCCACAAGUGAUUCAAUUUCCAUGUCGACGGUUCCAAUUUCACCAUCAAAACUGCCAUCCGACGGCCUACAACGUGUCGGGAGCGGCGCGAGCGUAGUCCUCGAUCCAGAGAUCGGCGUCGAGGCCGAGUCACGCAAGCUGCCAUCAUCCCAAUACAAAGGAGUAGUCCCUCAGCCCAACGGCCGAUGGGGUGCUCAGAUCUACGAGAAACACCAGCGAGUCUGGCUCGGCACCUUCAAUGAAGAGGCGGAAGCAGCUCGUGCCUACGACGUCGCCGCACAGCGAUUCCGCGGCCGGGACGCCGUCACCAACUUCAAACCACUGUCCGACGAUGCUGGACCUGAUCAGGCCGAGACCCACUUCCUGAAUUCCCAUUCUAAGGCUGAGAUUGUCGACAUGCUACGUAAACACACGUACAAUGACGAGCUCCAGCAGAGCAGACGCAACUACAAUGGCUUGAACAAGGCCAUGAAGAGAAACGAUGGUGUGUUGGAUGAAUCCAACGGCUGGCCGAAGGUGAGAGAGCAGCUCUUUGAUAAGGUGGUGACUCCAAGCGAUGUAGGGAAGCUGAAUCGAUUAGUAAUACCAAAACAGCAUGCUGAGAAGCAUUUCCCUCUGCAGUUGGGAGCUGCCACCAAAGGAGUUCUGCUGAAUUUUGAAGAUGCUGAAGCGAAGGUAUGGAGAUUCCGAUAUUCGUAUUGGAAUAGUAGUCAGAGCUAUGUUCUAACAAAGGGUUGGAGUCGGUUCGUGAAGGAGAAGGGAUUGAAAGCUGGAGAUGUCGUCACCUUCCAGAGAUCGGUGGGGGCUGAGAAGCAAUUGUAUAUUGAUUGGAAGCCAAGGCCAGGUGGGUUUGUGGGACCCACCAAGACGGUGCAGCCGGUGCAGGUGGUUAGGCUUUUUGGGGUUGACAUUUUCAAAAUUCCGGUAUCGAACGUUGCAGCCGCCGCAGGUGGUGGUGGUGGGAGUGGUUGGAAUGGGAAGAGGAGUAGAGAGGUGGAGUUCUUGCCAUAUGAGUGUUGUAAGAGGCAAUGCAUAGGAGCUUUGUAACAGCUCUUUUCCUUUUUCUUUUUCUUUUUUUUUUUUUUU